This is a messenger RNA of Glossina fuscipes, 4325 nucleotides long. It is a transcript of the gene DIP-zeta, whose product is annotated as neurotrimin. Gene Ontology annotation, cellular component: neuron projection. The record is from RefSeq and is a predicted model, not a curated record. The transcript has 10 exons. Bases 251 to 1756 code for a protein of 501 amino acids. NCBI's taxonomy places the organism in Eukaryota, Metazoa, Arthropoda, Insecta, Diptera, Glossinidae.
AAUCUUGAGAAUUAUUUAUCGCUUCGACAAUAUCGUCUAUUAAGCUCUUAGAUGAAAGUUUACAUUAGUUGCUAUAUAUGUUUUUACUUUGUAAACUUUAUACUUGUGUACUCGUAAAGUAUAUUAAAACAAAAAAAAAAAAAAGAAAUAUUUUGCAAAUGUUAGUGAAUGUACUAAAAAAAAAAGACAAGUGAAUAUAAGUGAAAAAAAGAAUGCUGUUGUUGCUGAGUUAUUGCAACAACAUUGGGAUAUGGUGGUUGCACAGCAGAUUAAACGUACAAAAAGUGUUGAGUUGAUGAGCCUCUGGCGUCUAAUUGGGGCCCUCCUGGUGCUCUCGGCAACGACGGGGGACUCCGCAAAUAAAAUCGUCUUACCGCAACAAAUUAGUAACAGUGACAACACUAUAAAUGCUCCCACUGGUAUGCACCAUUUUACUAAGAAUUCCAUUUUGGCGGGCAGUAAAGGUACAGUUGUCAGUAGCAAUGGCGUCAUAGUCGCUGGAAAUACAGCUCAUGCCUCAUCAGUACCAUCAUCAGCAUUUAACACUAUUAUUGAAGAACCCGAAUUUACCGAAUACAUCGAUAAUGUCACCGUACCUGCUGGACGAAACGUCAAAUUGGGAUGUUCUGUAAAAAACUUAGGAUCAUACAAAGUAGCCUGGAUGCACUUCGAGCAAUCUGCUAUAUUAACCGUACACAAUCAUGUGAUAACACGUAAUCCACGCAUCAGUGUGACACACGAUAAGCAUGAUCGCCAUCGCACCUGGUAUUUGCACAUAAACAAUGUCCAAGAGGAGGACAAAGGGCGUUAUAUGUGUCAGAUAAAUACAGUGACAGCAAAGACGCAGUUCGGCUACUUAAAUGUUGUUGUUCCUCCCAAUAUUGAUGAUUCGUUAAGUUCGAGUGAUGUAAUUGUUCGUGAAGGUUCAAAUAUAUCGUUGCGAUGUCGAGCAACUGGCAGCCCUAAGCCUAUUAUAAAAUGGAAAAGGGAUGACAAUUCUCGUAUUACAAUCAGUAAAAAUCGUAUCGUUAAUGACUGGGAAGGCGAUACAUUGGAGAUAACACGAAUUUCCCGCUUAGAUAUGGGAGCUUAUUUGUGUAUAGCAUCAAAUGGCGUACCGCCUACGGUUUCUAAACGUAUUAAAGUCAGUGUGGAUUUUCCACCUAUGUUAACAAUACCACAUCAAUUAGUGGGCGCGCCGGAAGGUUUCAAUGUGACAAUCGAAUGUUUAACCGAAGCUCACCCUACGUCACUGAAUUAUUGGACACGGGGAGAGGGACCAAUUAUACACGAUUCCGGUAAAUUCAAAGUUGAGUCUAGCAUUGGCGUACCGGUGUACAAAACUCAUAUGAAGCUGACUAUAAUUAACGUUAGCAGUUCUGAUGAUGGCAUAUACAAAUGUGUUGCCAAAAAUCCGCGGGGCGAGACUGAUGGUAUUAUCAGGUUGUAUGUAUCAUAUCCACCGACAACGAUUCAAUAUGGAAAUUUCAAUACAGAUCUGAACCGAAUGGAUAAUGGAUACAGUGCGGAUUUAUCACGUUCAGAAAAAAAUUUUAAAUCACAAAUCAAUGAAAUAACGUUAUCGGAGCAAAAAUCACUUGUGGAUAAGACUAACGAUAACGAAUCGGAUGAUAUCUUUGGGAAACCUGAUCAUAGUAAAGAGAUACUCAACGACUGCUGGAGGUUAAAACCCAAUCUUAUCGCAUUAAGUAUACUGUCUAUGACAUUAGAUUUAAUUUAUUUGUUGUUAAACUGAUGAAUUUUCAAGAAAAUUUAUGCAUUAUUUUAUAAGAGAUGCCCAGGUACCGUUAAGUUGUAAAAUAGACUCCUUAGCAAGACUCGUUUCUCGUUUCUCGUUUCAAAGUGUUGGUGUUUUGUAUAAAUAUUAUUAUGAGUUUGAAAUUAUGUACAUAUGUGUAUCGCACGUAUAUGGUGAUGUCAAUUAUUUGUUAGUUUAUGGUAGGAAAAGUAAUCUCUUUUCAUUUUAUAUUUUCCUCUUUCCCUACUUUAUAUUUAUUCAAUUAAAUAAUUAUUUUCGUAAUUAAAAGCAAAUGAAAAAAUUCAAAAUUAUUUACGGUAUGAUUGACGGCCGCAGUGAUAUUAUCCACCACGAAUUAAAACCGUAUACGAAUUCUCGACACUUAAAGCUCAUGUUUUUAUUAAACAGAUCGAUUUGGAUUAUACAACUUUUAGGUGCUUGAACUAUAUUUAUUUGAAGAGGAUUUCAUGUCAAUAUUAGCUAAAGGAUUAUCUGACUGUUUUUAUACCCACCACCGAACGCUGGAAGUUGAUCUAAUUUAUCAAAACUUUUGCAAUAUCCAGAAAAAAGCUUCAGACACCGUAAUGAAAUUGGUUUUGCGCUUAUUGCUCGCGAACUGCACAAUGUAAAACUAUAAAAAUUUCCAUGUAUUCUAUGAGCGAAAUUUUUGUACAAAAAUUGAAGCAAUUGGCAACGACAACUGAAUAUUUUAAUGUGUUUGUGAUCAAUAUCACACACGGACUGCAUCUAAGAAUGUGUGUCCUUUUGUCUGUCUGGCUGCCAGUUUAUGUAAUAGCUGUGGCAAGUAUUCCUCCACGAAGUUCGUGCACAAUUCCGCCAAAUUAGUUAAAGGACAUGUCUACGGUCGAACAUGAACUGGCAGCCUGUGACUACUUGGUUUUUUUGCUCAUUAUCCCUAUCCUAUAUAUUCUACAAAAAUGGAAAUGGAAAUCAGCCAUUGAACCCCCCGCAAUUUUAUAUAGUAAGGAAAUUUAGUUUUUUCGUAGAGCGAUCACAGUCGAAUAUCAUUUUUUUCUUCUUUUCUUUCUUUUCUAUGUGUAGAUUAAAUUAGUUACUAGUAAUUUACCAUAUUCAGCUUAAUCUAAGCAAUUGCGAGAGUUUUUCUGCGUAGCAGUCAUUCAAAAAAAGUAUCGGUUAUGUCCAUACUGGGAAAUGUUAUUUUAGCUUUUAAUGGAAGAAUCCAAUCCACACUUCCACGAUAUAUUCAAAAAUAUUACAAAAUGUACUCCGUUUCUCUAUCUCUUUGUAAGGAUAGUUGUUCGAAAGUACACACACAUAUAUAUAUAUGUAGUUAUAUUUAAAUAUCCUGGGCAAGUAUCUUCCAUAGUAUUGGUGUUAGUGGUGGGCGCAGGAACCAAAAAUUGCUGAUUAAUUUUGUACACAUAUGCCGUUACAGGUUUAUUGUUAUUCAAUUUACUAUUAUUUACUACUCCGAUGAAGUUAAUGUUGACAAGUAGAUUUUUAUAGAGUUAAUCAAACAAUUAAGCAGGGUUUUUAGUAAAACGAAAAGAAAAAUAUAUAUACGUAUACACAUAAACACUCAUAAACACACACUCACGGAUACAGACAUAAAUAUAGAUAUAUAUAUAUAUAUACAUAUAUAUAUACGAAACGAUAAACAUUUAUAUUUAUAGAGUUUAAUAAUAGCGAAUUGUAUGAAUGCGUACAUGUAUACAGAUAUACAAGAGUAAAGAAGAAGAGUUCUUAGUAUAUAUAAGUGAAAAGCUGCAGAGUCGACUUGAGAUUAGAAAAUUAAAAGAAAAGCAGUCAGCAACUGCUUCGAGAUCUAUACAAAAAUUAUCUCUUGAAUUACAAAUUACGAUUACUUUUAAGAAAUUAUUUAAUAAACGCAUUGAAUUUGAAUAUGUCCACGCAAUUUUCAAAUUAUAAACAAAGUUUAAUCAAAUACUUUCAUUUAAAUUAUUUCAUAUUAUGAGUAAAAUGACACAUAUAACAACCAGACAGACUUGAGAUAGAUCCAUGCUUUCAUCAUAUCGAUCAAUUCAGAAUCACUUCCCGACUCAAUCUAUGCUUUUCUACCUGUCUGUCCAUCUGUCCUUUGAAUGUUUGUUCAACCUACAGAUCCCAACAUUUGCGACAUUUUGAUGAGAUUUACUAUAACGCUAUUAAAAACUGUCCGGAUUGGAUAUGUCACCCCAACAAUAUACAAUGCUAUUAAGUAUAUAGUAAUUAUCCGCUGCUGAUUAUAAUGGCUUUACUUAUUUUAAAUUGAAGUAAUGUCUCAGAUCAUCACAUGGCUACAAAAGCUCUGACUUUGGUCGUUAAAAGAUUGUAAAAUAUGUUGGUCUUUACGCUUUGGAACUCUCAUUCCGAUCGCAAGCGUCUAUCUGGUUAAAUCACACGACCUCAAAAUUUUUUCCAUGAAACAGUAAAUUAUUUUUGCCUCCUUCUCAACAUGAGUUUAGAAAAUGGGAAAAUUAUCUCGUUAUAGCCUAACUUCAAGUAUAUUUUUAAAUGGAGACUUUGCUUGCGACACCCAUUUACCUUAAAAAUAUGAUUCAUGACGAUCGACAUUCUCGAAUUU